UUUCGACGUCACAAUAUGGCCGUAUUAGAGAAUCUUUUCUAGAGAAUGUUUUUCCAUUCAUCAGAAGAGAAGACAUUUUCUGAUUUACGGUUUGUUUGCGUGAUUACCCAAUGCAGGUCUGCCUAUCUGCUUGGUACUCAUUAAUUAGUCCUCCAGUUGAAAUCCCGACCGCCAAACUAUCUCCCGACCUAUAAAUAUUGAUUUUCGGAAAAUUCUAUAUUCGACCCCGACCCUUUACUAGUGUAGAAUUUGGGAGUGCGUUUCUCUUGUGAAAUCAAUCAAAAGACUCGGUUGCUUUCCCCGGAGAAUUUCUAUUGAAAAACUUCGCUGCAAAAAAGAAAUGUCUAGGCAUGAAGGUGUCAGCUGUGAUUCUUGUAUUAAAGGAAAUUUUAGGGGUUUGCGAUUCAAAUGUUUGAUAUGCUAUGACUAUGAUUUGUGUGCAACUUGUUAUGAGGCAGGAGCCACCAACACUCGCCACACUGCAGAUCACCCCAUGCAGUGUAUACUCACCAGAUCAGACUAUGAUACUUUUUAUGGAGGAGAAUCAAUCAGCUCAGAUACACCCCAGUCUUUUUCAUGCCCAUAUUGUGGGAAGCUUGGAUAUACCGAGACAGGAUUGUAUGAUCAUGUGACAUCAGACCACACAGAAACUCCUUAUGAAGUGGUAUGCCCCAUAUGUGCGUCUUUACCGGGCGGAGAGCCAAACCAGGUUACUGAAGAUUUCGCGGCCCAUCUAACUAUGGAACAUCGUGGUGGAAUUAUCGGUCACAAUGGUGUCUUACGAGAAGAAGAACCAGGAGGAAUUGGUCGAGGUGUGCGUCGCAUUCCUCAUCCAGCUCGAGGAUCUUCUGGUCCGAGAACAAGAAGACCUAAUAUGCACUUUACUUCUACUGGUUCCGUCCUGACGUCGUCCGGAAGUACGCCUGGAUCUAACUCUAGUUCUUCGCGAGAGCGUGAUCGGGAGCGUGAAAGGGAGGCCAUGGAUCCUAUUGCUGAACUCCUUUCUCAAUUGAGUGGUGUUCGUCGAGGUCUCGGGGCUUCCGGACUUGGGAGUGUUCUUGGUUUAGGCGCGCUGGGAUCAUUAGGUGGAGCUUUGGGAUCGCUAGGAGCCAACCUAAGUGGCCAAUCGCCUGGUUCCAAUAAUUCGAGUUUACCUACACCUUCUGGAAGAGGAGGGAGACUAUUAGGAUUAGUUGGAAGAGAUAAUGCAGGAGCGUUUAGUGAAUUAGUCAAUAAUGGAGCCAGUGGACAAUCCCAACCGCAAUUAGAGCGGCACCAGGCGUUGAGGUUGCCCCGGCGACAGACACAAGUCAUAUCCGCACCGUCAACGUUUUCAUCAACGAAUGUUACUACUGGUGUGACCCCCAACGGCUCCAGUUCCAUGAUACCUACCACCGCUUCAGUCGGUAGCCCCGAUUCUACAAACAAUUCUCAAUUACUCUUAUCAAGGUUGGGAAAUGUGCUAAAAGACGAUAGAAAAGAGUCAAACAGUAAGAGCUGUCAAGAUCGAAGCCUUUUCAUACAAGAUCUGAUCCUCUCAACUCUAGCUUCUGGGUUUGAGUUGGACAUUGACAGAGAUUUGACUACUCCGUUGUCUAGUGUUGAACUAUCUCGAGAUAUUUUGACUACCGAUCGACCCGAAAAGAAUGAUGUUGCAGUUUCAAGGGGAAACAAUCUUGGCGAGGCGAGUGUAGCAUCAACCGGAAGCGCUUCACAGAACACCAGCGGAAACCUCGUUGCCGAUAGUACGAGUGUAGCGUCUUCAAAUACGGCUGCGUCCGCUCUCCCAGAUGGACCACCAACCAGAGGACCCGCUUCUUCGAUUAUAAGCGGCUCUCCAUUGUCGACCAGACCCAAGCAAACGGUUCACCACACCGAACCGAAAGGGCGGCGAGUAACUCAUCACCAGGCGCCAACAUCAAGUAUGCGCAUCCCCAGUGCCUCUUCCUCUUCAAACUCGUUAUCGUCGUCUUCGCGACCGCCUGUUCACAGCUCGAGUGGUGGGAUCGGAAGUGGGUCUGUCAACUCUAUGGUCCGAUCUAGAAGUCAUGGCACCAACGGAGCUAGUGGGGCCUCUGGAUCUAGCACUGGAGCGCCCGGUGGAUUGUUAAGAAAGCCUGUCAGGCCUCAGACCAGUCAUCCUCCCCCUCCUCCUUCCUCCCACUAAUGAAAUUCUUCUUGAUAUUUGCAUUAUUUUCGUUUGAAAAUCGAGGGCGAGAGUGAAAGGGAUGACCAAAUUAUUUCUAUUCCUCGUCCAAGAAGUUAUCCGCCGCCCUAUUUGGUUAGAAACAUCUCCCCCGCCUCCCGUCCGCUACCCUUCGCACUCAACAUUGCAGUGCCUGACUGGAACAAACACAAACUGACGCGAUACUUCUACUGUGCGAAUAAAGAGAAAAAUGGAGACUAAAUUAAGCAAAUAAUUGAGGUUAAAGAAAUGAUAAUUGUUUGAAUCUUUUAAAACUACCGAGAAAAACUGUUAGGGCCAUUCAUUAUUGAGUGUGAUGGCUGCCAAAUGUAAGAAAAUGCCCUAUCCCCCCCUUCCAGUAAACCUAUGAAGGAUUGGAUUGCAGCAGCCGUGUAGCAUAUAUAUAUUCACAAACAAGAAAAAACAGCUUUCUAUUUUUUUCAUUGAUAAGGAUUUUUUCUUGUUUUUACGUUACUAAUUUUACUGAGCUGAGUGUUGAUUUGCUUUGUAGGUAACGCGCUCUCAGUUUAUAUCUGGCUGUUUUUUUUCUUUUUUUUUCUUUUUUUUUUUUUUGCAACUCUCGCUCCCACUUCUCUUAUGCAUAUAUAUUAUAUUAUAGGGAAUUUUCCGGGCCUUAAUUUCUUCUUUCACAACCAGCUGCUGGCUAGUCGAAGUGUAGAGAGAUUGAAGGAGGCGAGAGACAGAGGAAGGUUCUUUGAAUGGAUAUAUUGGAAAAUAAAAUGUUUAUUAAUCACAGAUACACACGCAAACACGUGCCCAACUUAGCCGUCAGACGCUGUUCUUUUCACCUGGAAUUGUUUUUAAAUAUUAUUUUCAGGAUGACACGUCGGACUGCCAUCGAUUCAAAUCGACAAUUGAGUUCUGUAUGAGUUUUUUAAUCCGCCUCUUUUAAUUGUAUAUCCAGCAGAUCAAUGGCGUGAAAUAAUGUGCGAGUAACCUUGUUUCCCAACGCCACUAAAAAGGAAUUUCUGUAUUGAUCAUUUCCCCAACUUUCACAUUAAGCCUUCUACUGAGUUGUUCCCUGACGACCGCCUCCCUUAUUUUUUUUCUCUUCCCUUCUUUUUUUAUAGUGGAAAUAAUUUGUUUUUCCUUGAAUCGAUUGAAUUUGCAAUCCGUGGCGCGCAUCAAUGUAAUUUACUUAUAUAGUGGUCAUAUGAUGGAUUGCCUAUAUCAAUAAAUUCAUUCAUCUAA
This is a messenger RNA of Daphnia pulicaria, 3397 nucleotides long. Its product is annotated as E3 ubiquitin-protein ligase KCMF1-like. The transcript has 12 exons. Gene Ontology annotation, cellular component: plasma membrane. Lineage: Eukaryota; Metazoa; Arthropoda; Branchiopoda; Diplostraca; Daphniidae. Bases 341 to 2167 code for a protein of 608 amino acids. The record is from RefSeq and is a predicted model, not a curated record. Gene Ontology annotation, biological process: synaptic signaling. Gene Ontology annotation, molecular function: zinc ion binding.